AUGAGGAUUAGUGCUGACGCUGGUUCUACUCGUGUGGACCGCGGACAGAGGGAGGUCUCUGGAUCCAGGGGCCGACAGCGGGGUCCUGUCCUUCUCCAGAGUUGCUCCCCGCAUCAUGGCCACAGCCGUCCUCCAGAGCAGCUGUGUGAAUGUGGCUCCACAGCCGCAGCCAAUAUUCAUUUAGCCUGUGAAGAGCGCCCCCUGCUGGACACCUGCGGGAACAUGGGUUGUUUGAGCAACAGCAAGACUGAAGACCAGAGAAACGAGGAGAAGGCCCAGAGAGAAGCCAACAAGAAGAUCGAGAAGCAGCUGCAGAAGGACAAGCAGAUCUACAGGGCCACACACCGGCUGCUGCUGCUAGCGAGACCGGAGAGCGAGACCGGAGAGCGAGACCGGAGAGCGAGACCGGAGAGCGAGACCGGAGAGCGAGACCGGAGAGCGGAGAGCGAGAGCGGAGAGCGAGAGCGGAGAGCGAGACCGGAGAGCGAGAGCGGAGAGCGAGAGCGGAGAGCGAGAGCGGAGAGCGGAGAGCGAGACCGGAGAGCGAGAGCGGAGAGCGGAGAGCGGAGAGCGGAGAGCGAGAGCGAGAGCGGAGAGCGAGAGCGGAGAGCGAGAGCGGAGAGCGAGAGCGGAGAGCGAGAGCGGAGAGCGAGAGCGGAGAGCGAGAGCGGAGAGCGAGAGCGGAGAGCGAGACCGGAGAGCGAGACCGGAGAGCGAGACCGGAGAGCGAGAGCGGAGAGCGGAGAGCGGAGAGCGGAGAGCGGAGAGCGAGAGCGGAGAGCGAGAGCGGAGAGCGAGAGCGGAGAGCGAGAGCGGAGAGCGAGAGCGGAGAGCGAGAGCGGAGAGCGAGACCGGAGAGCGAGACCGGAGAGCGAGACCGGAGAGCGAGAGCGGAGAGCGAGAGCGGAGAGCGGAGACCGAGAGCGAGAGGCGAGAGCGGAGACCGAGAGCGAGAGGCGAGAGCGGAAAGCGGAGAGCGAAAGCGGAGAGCGAGAGGCGAGAGCGGAAAGCGGAGAGCGAGAGCGGAGAGCGAGAGCGGAGAGCGAGAGGCGAGAGCGGAAAGCGGAGAGCGAGAGCGGAAAGCGGAGAGCGAGAGCGGAGAGCGAGAGCGGAGAGCGAGAGGCGAGAGCGAGAGCGGAGAGCGAGAGCGGAGAGCGAGAGCGGAGAGCGAGAGCGGAGAGCGAGAGCGGAGAGCGCUACCACUAUGACAUCAUGACAUCACUAUGA
Molecule: messenger RNA, 1227 nt
Organism: Knipowitschia caucasica
Lineage: Eukaryota; Metazoa; Chordata; Actinopteri; Gobiiformes; Gobiidae
Source: the annotation of a GenBank genome assembly